Molecule: messenger RNA, 13678 nt
Organism: Acinonyx jubatus (cheetah)
Lineage: Eukaryota; Metazoa; Chordata; Mammalia; Carnivora; Felidae
Gene: CCDC141
Product: coiled-coil domain containing 141
Exons: 26
Coding region: 260-4855 (1531 amino acids)
Molecular function (GO): protein binding
Source: RefSeq, a predicted model, not a curated record
CAGGACAUGACAGAGUGCCAUUAAAAAAUAAGUAAAAGCUCUUAAGUUUCUAAAUUGACACUGGUCGGAAGAAUCUGAUGAUUAUCUUGCUAUGAGAUUAAUAAUGAAAUUUUCAGUGGCAUUGUUUGAGUAAUCAGUGCAAGCUGAGCUCUUUCCCUGAAUGAAUCCAAGUAACCCCAGUGAUUGCCUUCUGAAAUGACCAGCAGACACACUUCUGUCCAGAGGCUGUCCAGAGUAUAAAUUCUGAUUCUGAAGUACCAUGUCCAGCCGAGGAAGUCCCGGUGUGGAGUUUUCUACGACGACAGUCAGUUCAGUAGCUGUUCAGGCCGGAGACUCCAAAAUUGUUAUAGCUGUCGUAAAGUGUGGCGAGUGGGUACAACUUCAAUUGGCUGAAUCACAGCCCAAUCUUCUAGAAAUUGGUAGCAGUCAAGAUGAGACCAAAAAACUUCUUCAUGAUCAUGAACUUCUUUUGGCCAAGCUCAAGGCUUUGGAAGAUCAGGUGUGGGAACUCUUGCAGGAAGCAGACAAGACAGCUGAAGAGAACAAGGAUCAGAGUCAAGUCUAUGAUGCCAUGGCCAACACCUUGGGUGAAGCAUGGACAGCGCUUGUCUCUAUGCUUGAAAAAAGAAGGGAGCUCCUCAGGUUGACCUCUGAAUUUUUUGAAAAUGCCUUGGAGUUUGCUAUUAAAAUAGACCAAGCUGAAGAUUUCCUCCAGAACACCCAGGAGUUUGAGAGUGCCGAGUCCUUAAAAUCCCUUCUGCAGCUUCAUGAAAAUCAUACCAAAGAACUCUUAGAACGAUCUCUAGCCCUUUUAAACAAAAGUCAACAACUCACUGACUUCAUAGAAAAAUUCAAGUGUGAUGGACCUAAUGUGAAUUCUGAGUUGAUUCAGGGAGCUCAUAACAGCUGUCUGAAGAUUGACAGCCUUCUUGAGCUUCUACAAGAUAGGAGACGGCAACUAGACAAGGGUCUGAAGCAACAGCAGCAAGAACUGGGUCGGGUUCUGAAGAUAUGUCAGUGGGACCAGCAAGAAAAUCAGGUUACUUGUUGGUUUCAGAAAACCAUAAAAGAUUUGCAGGAACAAAGUCUGGGCUCAUCACUUUCAGAUAAUGAGGAACUAAUCUGUAAGCAUGAGGAAUUGAUAAUAAAAGCAAAGGAAUGGAAUUCUGCUGUUGAGAAGCUAAAGAGUGAUGCGCUUGGGAUUCUGCUGUCCAAGGACUACGUGGAGAAGGAACAUCUACAGCUCUCUAACCAGAAACUGGAUCAGCUUCAAGGAGAAUUUGGUCGGCUCAUGGUGGAAAGGAAAACUUGGUUAAAAAAGGCAAAUGUUUUUUUUAACAGUGCCAAUAAGGCAUUUGAUGUACUUGGAAGAGUUGAAGCUUACCUUAAGCUCCUUAGAUCAGAGGGUUUAAGUCUGCCUGUCUUGGCAGCAAGGCAUGAGGAAUUACACAGAGAAAUUAAAGACUGCACAGCUGAUGCUUUGCAAGAGGGACAAGCCUUAAUCAGCCAAGUAGACUCCUGUAGCUCUCAGAUAACCGGAGUCCAUGAGAUGAUGGGAUGCAUUCAGAGACGAGUGGACCAUCUGACCAAACAGUGUUCAGCGCACAAGGAAUUUGCUCUUAAGAAACAGCAAUUAACUGCCUCAGUGGAGGGCCACCUGAAGAAGGUGGAAACGUCAAUUCAGAAAAUCAGUCCAGUACUUUCCAAUGCAAUGGAUGUCGGUUCCAGCCUUUCUGAAUCAGGGAAGAUUUUGAGUAAAUAUUUGGAACUAGAUAUUCAAGCUAAGGAGACAGCACAAGAAUUAGAAGCAGCUACAAAACUUAUGACAGAGAAAAAUGAAUUUGAACCUGACGAAGUGGCAUUGCUUUCUUCUAAAGCUAAAUGGCUGGAGGAAGAAUUAAAAAUACUUGGGCGAAGCAUCAGCUCCAGGUCACAAGUCCUGCAAACUUAUGUGGCAUUUCUAAAGUCAUCAGAGGAGCUAGAGGAGCAGUGUCAGAGCCUAAAGGAGUUUUACCAAACUGAAAUCCCACGGAAGGAAGAGGAUGAUGCUGAAUCCAAGCGUCAGUUUGACUCAGCUGAAAAGCAGUGGCAGCUAUUUUUAAACAGGAGCUUUUUAACUCAAGACCUAGGGCUUGAGUUCCUUAAUUUAAUUAAUAUGGCAAAAAAGAAUGAAAUACUAAAUGUGAAAAAUGAAGUGCACUUUAUGGAGAACACUAUGGAAAGCCAGAAGGCAGAAAGAGAAGAACUCAGCCACCUUCGGAUGACAUGGCAACUUAAAGCCACAGCAAGCAAACCUGUGAAACAGCAGUGGGGAGCAUUCAAAGAACAACUUAGAAAGACCACUUACAACUUAAAACUUCUUCAGGAAGCACUUAUGCCUGUGUCUGCACUUGACCUUGGAGGGAGCCUCCAGACCAUUUUAGGUCUACAGAAAAAAUGGAGUGAAAUGAAGCCUCACCUCCAGCAACUGAACGUUGAAGUUCAAUACAUUGUAAAAGAAUCAGAAGAGUUAACUGGCAAAGGAGCCCCUGUUAGAGAGAAGUCUCAACAACUGAAGGAGCUUAUUCACCUCCAUCAAAAACAGCAAGAGAGAAUCCAAGAUUAUGAGGAUAUCCUGUACAAAGUAGUCCAAUUCCAUCAAGUUAAGGAAAAGCUGGGUCAUCUCAUCAAAUCAAGAGAAAUGGAGUUUUUAGAACAGCCAAAGGAGCUGGAGGAUGGCCACGAAGCCCAGGUUCAGCUCAGUCGCUCUCAGGAGAAGCAGGCACAUAUUGAGCAGCUCCAUAAACUGGCCCUUUCCCUGGGAGUGGACAUCAUCUCUUCAGUACAGCGACCUAACUGCUCUAACAUUUCUGCCAAGAACCUGCAGCAGCAGCUGGACAUCCUUGAGGGGGAUGGUGUGAACUUGCGUGCCAAAGCCGAGGAGUAUGAACGGACCCUGAUCCACUGCUUGGAGUACUGCACCACAAGGGACAAUAUAAAUGAGCUCAAAGAGUCAUUCAAAGAUAUAAAAAAGAAAUUCAACAAUUUGAAGUUUAAUUACACUAAGAAAAAUGAAAAAGCUCGGAAUCUGAAGGCUCUUAAAUAUCAAAUUCAACAAGUUGAUGUGUAUGCUGAAAAAAUACAGGCUUUGAAAAUGAAAAUGGGAAAAGUUGAGAAUAAAACUUCUUAUUCUCUCUUAAAUUAUCCAACUAAUAAAGUGAAUGUCCUUUUGGAAACCAUGAAAGAUUUGCAAAAACAUGUGGAUGAGUUUGAAAAAGUUGUGACAGAUUACAAGAUGAAUUUGGACCUGACUGAACGUCUCCAGGAAAUGAUAGAAGAGUGUCACUUUUGGUAUGAAGACGCAAGUGCCACAGUUGUAAGAGUUGGAAAAUACUCUACAGAGUGCAAGACAAAGGAAGCUGUGGAAAUUCUCCACCAGCAGUUCAAUAAGUAUAUCAUGCCCUCAGUGCCUCAGCAAGAAGAAAGGAUUCAGGAGAUCAGUGACCUAGCCCAGCGCUUAUAUGGUUUUGAAGAAGGGCAGAAAUAUGCUGAGAAAAUAGUGGCAAAACACAAAGAGGUUCUUGAAUCUAUCACUGAAUUAUGCAUCUCUCUCACAGAGCUUGAAGAAAAGCUGAAGCAGGGAGACAUUUUAAAAAUGAAUCUGAAUUUGGAAGAUCUCCAUGAUGACUUUGUUGACCUGCUAAAAGAACCAGCAAGAAAUAAGCAGACACUAUUCAAUGAAGAAAGAAAUAAGGAGAAGGCGCAGGUAGAAGAUAUUUUGACUGUCAAUGGAACAGGAGAGGGUCAGCUCCCACAGCACCUGACGCAGCUGCUCUCUGACAAAGAGGAUGCUGUCCAAGGCCAUCUCCUGCCUCCAGACAUGCUUUCGGGAGAAGAAUAUGAGUGUGUCUCACCUGAUGACAUCUCCUUGCCUCCACUCCCGGAAAGCCCUGAUUCCCCCCUUGCCCCUGCUGACAUGGAAGUGGAGGGGCGGUCUAGCCCUCCCUGCAGCCUUCCCAUGAGCAACUACAGGAUGCAGACAGGGGCCAGCUGUCCAGGAGAGGCCCAGGAAUCUGGCAUCCCACCACCUGCUGCUUUUGCUGAUGCUUACAAUGAUAAGAGAGAAACAUUUUCAAGUCAUUUUGAGAGGCCCUCUCCCCAGUUCAAAGCUGAAGUCCCAUUAACCUCCCAAGGAAUUUUGGAAAAAAGUACUGCCUUCUGCAAAAUCAGUGCUAAACAUCCAGAGAGCAUGCUGAGUGAAGUGCAUGAGAGAGCUUUACAACAGCACCCUCAGGCUCAGGGAAGUUUGCUAGAAACAUGGGAGAAAGUGCAUGCUGAUAACAAUGUCACUAAAACCCAAGACAGGCUGCAUGCUUCCCAGGAUGCAUUCUCAGGCCUUGGGUUUCGAUCAGGCUCCAACCAGGCCUAUCAAAGGCAAACGGUCCCCCAAGAGGAGAUUAAAUGUACAUCAGCAAAGAACACCGUGGUCAGCCUCGCUGGCCAGGCACCUAAUUUCUCCAGGCUUCAGUCUAAUGUAACUGUCAUGGAAGGUUCUCCAGUGACUUUGGAAGUUGAAGUGACAGGAUUUCCAGAGCCUACACUGACAUGGUACAAGAAGGGCCAGAAAUUGUCUGCAGAUGGGCACUUACAGGUUUUACACAAGGAGACAAGACAUUCGGUGUUCAUUCCGAAGGCAUGCGAGGCAGACGCAGGCCUCUAUGUGGCUCAGGCCCAAAACUCUAAUGGCAUUCUCUCUUCCAAUGUCAUCCUCCACGUGACAGGUAACCACAGGCCGCCAAUCACAAGAAUAAACUGGAUAACGCUGUGUGUCGUCUAUAUUAGUGUGUCCCUAAUGUACUGGGUACUCACACAGUAACUGUGGGGUUAGCACUCCUGGAUGUCAUUCUCAUGAGCCUAAAGAACAAUGCUAUGGUUGUUUAUUUUCCUGUAUCUCCCACAGAACAUCCUCCAUGAAGUGUACCCCCAUUCUGGUCAUGUUGUUUGUUCAGCUAAUCCCACUGCUCAGUGAAAUAAUCACAUUUUCUUUAGUGUUUUAGUAUAUUUGAAGACGUUGGUAAAUUAUUAGCAGUGGAUAAGCAUACAUUUUUGUAUUCUAGAGAGAUGUGUUCAAGACAAAAGCACAGUAAAAUACACUAUGUUUAUUCCCUCCCAGUUUAAAAGCAUGUAUAUUAAGGUUCACUUCAGUAGAAAGAUGUGAGUUAAAUUUCAAAUUCAAUUGUUUCAUAAUUUUUUUAAGUUUAUUUAUUUUUAAAGAGAGAGAGAGGGAGAGCAGGGAGGGGCAGAGAGAGAGGUGGAGAAAGAGAGAGAAUCCUAAGCAGGCUCCAUACUGUCAGUGCAGAGCUGGACACAGGGCUUGAACUCACAAACCAUGACAUGAUGACCUGAACUGAAACCAAGAGUCAGAUACUUAACUGACUGAGCCACCAAGACACCCCCAAUAACUUGUUUUUAAUUGUGGUCAUAAACAUCUCUUUGUAGAAUAACAGUAGAAAUAUUGAAGUUGUGGUUUUCAUUAUUGCAUAAGCUGUCCUUUCAUUUUGUUUUAUGUCUUUAUCUCAUUUAUUGAAAUACACUCUAUAUAGUUUUAACCUAGCCUUCCUUCCUAAGUCUGGGGAGGCCAUCAUAAAUAAUCAUUCCUCAUGCUGAUCUCAUGGGUUUCACAGUGGAGAAUAGAUGUGCUGUUAACUUCAAAUGAAGUUUCAAACUUCCAUCAGCUGUACAUGUCAUAGAGCAAAAUGGAGCACAGGCUGCAGAUGGACCAACAUAAUUCCUGUCAUGCCACUGUCACCUUUUGGGUAGCCAUGUAUAUACACCAGCAACCUGCUCUUCCUGCUUCUAAUCUUGAUUCUUCAACUGAGUAUUUUUGCAGCUUGUGGUAUAGACAUCUCAAUGCCUCAGUUUCCCAUUUGGAAAAUGGGUUCAUCAUCUACCUCUUGGGCAAUUGAGCAUUUUUGUUUCAUGUCUUGUAAACAUUUGGAAAUGGAAAGCAUUCUAUGAAGGCUAAACGUAAUUAUAUUGGUUGAUGUAAUUUAUCAUCACACUGCCUCCUGUCCACUCUUCUCUUUCAGAUGCUAUUUCUUUAGGAUAUUAAAGCAAUAAUAUUAGUCUGUGAUUUCCAAGCUUUCCCGUGUGGGAUGUUGAUGGUUUAUGAAUUGGAAGUCAAAUUCCUUUCUAAUUUUGUAAGACUAUAUCUUAUUCAAAGACUUGAAAUUAACCAUAGUAGGAUGCAUUUAGUAUGAUAAAAGGGAAAAAGAAGAGUGUAAUAAGACAACAUAAGGUGAAUUCUAUCCUUCUAAUUAUCACUGUAAUACUGAAGAAUGCUCUAUACAUUUCUGAAAUAUAUCAUUCAGAAAAGAGGGUCUUUUUCUGGUUCCUUUUAAAAAUAAACAUGAAUGAGAGAGGCAUUUGUUUUUAAAUUUUAAACAUAGUCUUGUCAUGGUAGGGUAAAAUCAUUGGUUGAAAGAAUAAUUUAUUACAUAUUUUAAUGAAGAGAAGGAAUUAAUUAUGUUGCUGCAAGACUGUCUACAAUAAUAAUAUUUAAAUGUAAUAUAUUCAAGUUAAUAUUAAAAAGUUACCGAAGGUUAUCUGAAGACAUGAAAUGUGUGGUUGUGUAAAGCUGACAUAUUUUUCCUAUGUAUUCAAUUUAAUUAAAAAAUUAAAUCACUUAAUUUUCUUCCAAAUUUUGACAGAAAUCUAUUAAAAGCUUAUAUAUAACAUCCUAGGGAAUCUUUGGUCCAGUUUCACAUAUUUUUCAUUCUUGCCUAACUGCUGCUCCCAUGUUGAAGCUAAAUAGUAAAAUCUAUUCAUGUCCAAAGAGGGUGGUCAGGACCAGGUAACAAAUUCUUCUCCCACUCUAUGUCUCUUUCCUGUUAAUUCAGUAAGAUCUCCCUUCCCACUUUGUCAUCUUGAUGAAAUUUGUGGCUUAAGGUUAUUAGGGCAUGGAAAUAGCUGAUUUGCUUUACCUGUUGCAUGCCACUUAAAGGCUAAUCCUUUGAGGAUUGUAUAUCCAUGAUGUAUGACUAAAUAAGGUAUAAAAACCUCUGAUACAUUUGAUGUAUAUAUACCAAAUAUAACAUGUAUUUGAUAUAUAUUUCAAAUGUAUGUGUAUACAUACACAUAUAUGUACACACACAUAGAGCCCAAAUAUUGGGAAAAAGCAUUACACUGAUAUUCAAGAUAUAUAGGUCAAGAUAUAUAGUUCAGCUAGCUAUCUGUAUAUCAGUCUAUCUGUCCAACCAUUCAUCUAUCCAACCAUCCAUCCAUCCAUCCAUCCAUACAUCCAAGUAUUCAUCUAUCUACCUACCUACCUAUUACUUACCUACCUACCUAUCUACCUACCUACCUACCUACCUAUUCUUUUGCGCUAUUGAUUGACUAUCUAGUAAUUCCAGCAGCAGUGAACAAUAAUUAACUAUUCAAUUAUUCUUCCAGCUAUAUUUUAAUUUCAAAGACUUACAUGUGAUUUUCUUUUUGCCUGGAUUUCUGUCUUGAUAAAAGAAUUCUCCCUAUGCAAGUGUGAACUAAACUUAUUGAUUAAAAAUGAAAAACCUGGGAAAUUCAAGUGAUGUUUCUAUUUAAAAAUAUAUACAUUUAUACCCAUUUACUUUAGAGAAAAUUCUGGACAGUUAGUAAUACCAAAACACUUUUCAACAAGAAAAUAUAAAUGACAAGGAAGAUUAAAAGGAACAUAUACUUGACACCUUAAAGGAAUGCAGAACAAAAUGAAUUUGAGUUUCCUAUGAGGCAUGAUAACUGAGCUUUCCAGUUCUGAUUUUCUAAUAAAAAGUGUAUAAACAUUUGGUGGUAAAAUUUUUUUCAUACUCAAUUCAAAGAAAAAUUUAUGCAGGAAUCCUUACAUUCAGAUCUCUACACAUUCUAAAAUUUCUAAAAUCUUUGGGAAAAUGAAGCAGUAAACAAUUAGUUAUCUCAUUCAAUAAUGCUAACCAUCACUUAUAAUCAAGAUGCAGCCUUAAAAUAGAUGACUGCAAGAAUCUUCUAACUACUUCACUCAAGUUUUAAUUUCUUCAAGUGGUGCACAAGGCCUUUUAGUACCUGGCCCCCCCUCCAACCUCUAUUCCAUCGCUUCUGAUCCCCCCACAUGGUGACAUUUUACUUUAGGUUUUUAACCUAUCAUGUUCUUUCUUCUCUCUGUCCUUUCUUCCCAGAACUCCUUCCUAUAUGCUCACCUAUCUUCAUGUGGCUUAACUACUGCAUAUCCUUCUUGGUCCAUUUGAGAUACAACUUCCCCCAGGAAGCCUUCUGACCCAUCAAGUCCAGUGUAGAUGUUCCUGCUAUGUGUGCUGUCAGAACCUGAGCUGCCCAUGUCAUGUCCCUUGAUACAUAAUACUGAAAUUGAAUGUUUGAGCAUCCGUCUCCUCUGUGACAGCCCUGUUCAUCACUAUAUUCCCAGCACCUAAGACAUAGUCAUAUUCAAUAAAUAUUUCUUGAAUUAUUAGAGGCCAACAAAAAUACACUCAACUUGUUUUUUUCUUUUUCUGGAGAGAGGGGGUGGAGGAAUGUGAAAAGAGAAAGAUAUAUUUGUUACUUGAUUAUUACUUUUUAUUAUGUCCAUUGACCAAUCAGAAUCAGGUUCUAGUCAUGAAGUAUGUAGGCAUACUACAAUGACUAUGUCCAAAAUGCCAAAACCUCAAUUUAUGUACUUCUUUCAACACCCCACAAAUUAUCAGUAUCUUAUUGUAGUAAUCAAUAGUUUCAGUAAUCUGGCUGUAUACAGAUUUUACUUAAAACCAACAUUUCAUUGAUAUGUGUAAAUUUUAAAAGAACCAAAUUCAAGGAUUUUGAUUAAUUGAUUUCCAAAUGAAUGAAGGCAAAAAUAUUGUACCUUGUUCCACUUGUUUUUGUUUUAUUUGUGACUAUUCCCUACUAGAAAUUGCCAUCUGAAGUUUUUGACAUUCCUGUUGUAUGUACUUUGUUUUAAGUCUGUCCAUGAAACAGUUAUUUGAAACAAAAUAAAAUAUAUGCUCCUAGUAUGCUCUGAUAUUGUGCAUGUCAAUGCAAAUGCCAAAGCAUAACACACUGUUUUCCAUUAGCAGAAUCUUGAGCUGUAUUAGCCAAAAGAUUUGCUUUCACUAAAUGAAAUAGUGUCCUCCUUAAAGCAACAACAAUUCAUUUUCUCUGCUCUCAUUACAUGAGAUGAGAUUUGAAUGUUAUCAGCUGUGUAUGAAUUCAACCUUAAAAUGGAAAGCACAAAGCUGCUAAUUUGGCCUUUAUCCAUGAAUCCCCACACCACUGUUCCUUGUGUUGGUGAGUGUUUAUAUAACAUCAGCUACCCAAGCAUCAGGGGUGGAAGUUGGAUGCAUGACAUUCCUCCAGAUGAACAAAUCUUUGAUUCUGGAGUUUGGCCAGAUCUUUCUUCUGUUCAAUGGCAAUUUCAUUUGUAUAAGCCAGGACCUGGCAAAUCCAAUUCUUUGUAUCCUCCUUUUUAUAUUAUAAAAUUAACACCUAUUCUCCUUAAGGAACAAGGGAGUAGGAAGAGCUGUAUGGACAAGAAUGUUUGUGUACAUAUAGUUCCAAUUAGCACAGUAAAGACUGGCUGAAACUGAAACAUAUUUUAACCAGAGGAGUAGCUGGAAAACCUUUAUCCAACCUGAUCUUUCUUUAAAUCAGAAGAAUAAUAGUUAUAUACUUUAAUGUUUUCAAUCUGUAUUCAGAUGGCUCCCUGAUAUGGCUUUUUUCCAUUUAGGACCCACUUAAAUAUCAAUACUUGUGAAAUAACAGCUCCAGAGCUAGCUAAUGAAAUAAACUUUUCCCUUUGACAUUCAACAACUGUUCUUUUCCAAGAACCUUAUUGAUCCAACAACUACAAAAUGGUAUUUUUAUCUCAUGUUAGCAUUAAAAAUCAUAUAAUGAAAUCUCCUGAAGAUAAAAAUUCAAAGGAUGAAAUAUAUAAAGAAGUAUAACUUAUUCAUGGUGAAUAGUCUCUAACCCAUAUUAUUCUCAUGAUGCCAGAGAACCUUUCUUUGUAGUAUUAUGCAAACCCACAUGCAAACAAGCUGUUGGCAAACAGGGCCACUGUAAAUGCAGACAAAGUAGGAAACCAGUUACCUGGCAGGAUCAGAAAGGCUAAAAUUCCCAUCUGCUCCAAAGUGUCUUCCCUAGCCACCAUUGCCAUGCUGACUCUCAGAUUUAAUUUAAUUUUGACUAAAAUUAAUGCAGCUCUAGAAGAUGCCUCUUAAAAUGAGUAUUUAUCAUUUCUAUUACUCUUAAAGGAGUAAAAGAAUUUCUCAUCAUAUCCUGGUCUGGGUUAUCAGAUUAAAUACAAUUGUUUCCCCUACCAAAAAAAUAAAUAAAUUCUUCUGAGGAACUGGGAUAUGUGGGAGCCUGAAUGAGUUGUAUGUUACGUUCUACUAAGUGUUGGGAAAUGUAGGACAGGAAGGGAAAAAUAGCCAAACAUCAGGGUGAGGAAACUGAAUGUCAGCUGGGGGUUUCAUCCUCACUCUCAAUGUGAAUUUCCUAUAGAUUCAGGAAAUGUAUGUGGGGAGACCCCUAGGGGAGAUGAGGCCACAAUAAAAUGUGUCUGCAUGACAUUUUUUGUUACCCAAUUAGAGGACUGUACUGAGUUGAAUAGCAUCAGGGUGACCCUAAAUCCAGUGACUGGUGUUCUUAUAAGAAGACCAUAACAGACAUGGAGACAAAGGAGGCACACAGGAAAGGGCCAUGUGAUAAAAGCAGAGAUUGGUGGCAUUGUCAGCCUCUUCAAGUUCUGGAACACCAGAGAUUGCAACCGCAAGGAACAAGAAGUAAUAAACUAUUCUUCCCUAGAGACUUUGCAGAGAACAUGGUCCUACUGAAGCCUUGAUUUUGGACUUCUAGCCCUCAGAACUGAGAAAGAAUAAAUUUCUGUCAUUUUAAGCUACCCUGUGGUUUUUUGUCAUAGCAGACUCAGGAAGCAAUACCAGGACCAUGCUCUAGAAAAGUCUAUUCAAGUCUUUCUCUGGUGAAAAAAUUCCCAGAGACAUUCAUUAAUAGACACCAACCAGCCUUUCAAACCAGCACUCCCAGGUGUUCUAGAAGGCCUCAGUUCUCUUCUUAAUUUGGGGGAUCACCUUGACACAUUUUAAUCAGUGAACAACUAUAUUCAUCCUCUAUGUGAACAUUGCCCACCAUGUGCACCAUAGCACUAGGGGUUCUAAAGGAAGCAAGAGUCCUUCAAGACAAGUCCUAAUGAAUUUACUACUUGCUUGAACAAGUAGUUGCAAGAACAAGAACAAGAAAAAUUGGCUACUUGUUUGAACAACUAUUUGCAAGAACAAGAAAAAGAAAAAACAAGGUAGUAUGUAAUCAAAGUGAGGAAAAAAUGGCCUCCAGGUAGGGGAGAAGACAAAGGGAAGCUGUGGUUAGAAAUGUGAGCCAAUAUACGAAAGUGUAGUGUGACACAGUGUAAAGAAGACAGAAGUUCAAUAAAUGGGACUACUCACACCUAAGUAUUAGGAUAUAUACGAUCUAAAAGAGCACUGUCAAUCAAUUAGAUCCAAUUGACAUUUAUAAAAUAGUGUAUUCACCAAUAGCAGAAUACACAUUCUUCUUAAGCUCACAUGGAACAUUCACCAAGAUACCACAUUCUUGGCCGUAAAACACACCUCACUUAAAUUUAAAAGAAUAGUAAUCAUACAAAGCAUGUUCUUAGACCAUAACGGGAUUAAACUAGAAAUCAGAAAGAUAGCUAGAAAAUCUCCAAAUAUUUGGAAAUUAAACAUACUUCUAAUAACACAUGGGUCAAAAAUAAAUCUUAAGGGAAAUGUUUAAAUAUUUUGGAGUACAUAAAAAUGCAUCAAUAUAAGGGAGGCAAACCAUAGAGACUCUUAAACAUAGAGAACAAACUAAGGAUUGCUGGAGUGGUGGCGGAAUGGGCUAAGUGGGUGAUGGGCAUUAAGAUGGGCUUGUUAGGAUGACACUGGGUGUUAUAUAUAAGUGAUGAAUCAAUAAAUUCUACUCCUGAAAUCAUUAUUUCACUAUACGUUAACUAACUUGGAUUUAAAUAAAAUUAAAAAAUUUAAAAAAUGCAUCGUACUGAUCCUUGGAUAUUAAAAACCUAUUAAGGGAAUACUACAAGAAACUGCCCACAAAUUUGAUAACUGAGAUGAAAUGGAUCAAUUCCUUGAAAUAUUUAAACUACCAAAACUCACAGAAGCAGAAAGAGACAACAUGAAUCACAUCUAUAUCUAUUUAAGAUAUUAAAACAAUAGUUACUAGACUUCCAAAAAAAUAAAGUACUAUGCCCAGAUGGUUUCACUGGUAAAUCUACAAAAUAAGGAAGAAAUAAUACCAAUUCACCAAAAUCUCUUUAAGAAAUAGAAGUAGGGAGAAUAGUUAUAACUCAUUCUAUGAGAUCUGAAUUACCCUAAUACGAAAACGGAUAAAGAUAUUAAAGGAAAACUAUAGCCAAUAUCUCUCAUGAAUAUAGACAUAAACAUUCUCAACACAAUACUAAUAAAUCAAAUACAACAAUGAAUAAAUCAGAUUUCUUACACAAGUGCAAUUUGGUCCAUGUAUGCAAGGCUGGUCCAGUAUUCAAAAAUCAAUCAAUAUAAUCUGCCACAUAUACAGGCAAAAGAAGAAAAAUUACAUGCUUAUGUCUGUCAGUUGAUUCAGGAAAAACAUUUGAGAAAAUCCAACAUGUGUUCAUGAUAAUUUAAAAAGAAAAAACCUCUCAGAAAACUAGAAACAGAAGAAACCUCCUCAACUUGAUAAAUAUCUACAAAAAUCCUAUAACUAACAUCAUACUUAAUGGUAAGAGACUAGACAUUUUGCCCCUAAGAUUGGGAAGAAGGUAAGAGUGUCUUCUCACAACUCUUAUUCAAUGUUGUACUGGAAUUCCUAGCCAGUGAAUAAGAUAAGAAAAGGAAAUAAAAGUUUUACAAGUUGGAAAAGAAGAAAUAAAACUAUAUUUGCAGGUAUCAUGAUUUUCUAGGUAGAAAAUCCCAGUGAAUCUACCAAAAGCUCUUGGAAUCAAUAAGUAAACAGAGCAAGUUUAUCAGAAGCAGAAGGUCUGCAACAACUGCAUCCAGGAGAAAGACAAGGAGUUAGCAAUUAAUGAAUCACAGUGAAUCAGGCAUCUUCAGAGGCAGGGGCAAGGGCAGGCAACAUGAAUUUGUCCCUUUUCCACAAAUUUGUUACAGACAACAUGGAUACUUGUCAUCUACUUGCAACACUUCACAUUUGAUUGUUCUUACAGCUUUCUAUGAUAUUUAGGAGAUUUCAAAAGAGAUAUAUUAUUUGAAGGAGAUGAUGCUCACCAGGGCAAGGGGAUACUUGAUAUGGAACAUAAAUCAAAUGUGAUCAUUUGCUGGCCAUUGUCAUUAUCAACAGACCAAGAGAGAAAAAUUAGAAAGACAUUGUAGUUAUAACAUUGUAAGGCUGAGCUUUCUCGAACAAUAACAAUUUUAAUACUAGAAGAAAAGGAGUCCUUUUGGCCUCUGACAUCAAAUCCCAGAGUGGAUGAUUUAUCAGCUAGUACUCUGCUGCUCUACAAGAACGAAUGUAUCUUUCAUGGAUUAGUACUUUCCUAUCAGCAAGGAUGUGCUCAUGCUACUAGUAUACUUCUAAGAUUUUUUGAUAGAAACCAGACGUAAAAUAUGUCAGACAUUGUAUCAUACUUUUAAAAAUAAUCAGUUCCAUAAAGUAUCUUGGUCUAUUAAUUAAUUAAAGGAUAGAAUAC